AUGGCCAUGCCACUCGCCUUCAUGCUCACUGUACCCAACGUGGUCAUUUGCAGCGUCUCUUUCGUGGUUACGCACUGUGCUACUAUAUCUCUAGCCUUGGAGUCUGGUUUCCUCAGUUUCUUAUGGGAAUCGUGGACGGCCUACGGACUGGGACCCCGGGACUGUUGGCAGUUCCUAAUGGUGUUCGCGCUGCACAGUUCACUGUCCAUCGAAGCGCUACGCGGGAAGAAGUACUGGGGCCCGCCAACGUGUUCAGGACACAAACCCAUUUACUGGAACAACGGUUUCACCUACUACGCGCUGACGAUGGCAAUAGCCGUUUUUUUCCUCCUGGGAGAGGACCUUCCUUGCUACACGCUUUACCAAGCCCUGCCCGGUUUCACCGUUGCCCUGGUGAUCGGAGGGACUUUUGUGUCUGCCCUGCUGUUCUUAAUGGGCACGAUGGACCCUUCACCCGGAGAGUUCGGCACCACGGGAAACAUCGUGUUCGAUUUCUACUGGGGCAUCGAGCUCUAUCCUCGAAUAGGCCCCCGGUUCGACAUGAAGAUGUGGACCAACAGUCGGUUCGGCAUGAUGCUCUGGCAGCUCCUCGUUCUCGCCUGCUGGAAGGCGCAGGUGGACACGAGCGGCUGGAACUGGGCCGUGGCAGUGUCGUCCCUGCUGCAGACUGCGUACAUCGCCAAGUUCUUUUGGUGGGAAGACCUCUACAUGCAGACCAUGGACAUAACCGUGGACAGAGGAGGUUUUUACAUGUGUUGGAGCCACAUCGCUUUUGUGCCUUCAAUGUACUCACUGGCCAGCGUUUACAUGGUGGAGAAUCCAUCGGACAUGAGUCCAGCUGCGGCGGCAUUGGUUCUGGUCACUGGGAUCAUCAUGAUCUUGUCGACUUGCUGGUGUCAACGUCAAAAGCAGUUGGUCAAGGAAAAGGAGGGUGAUUGCAACAUAUGGGGCUCGCCAGCAAAAGUGAUCAAGGCAGCGUACAAAGACGCUUCUGGCAACGAUGACACUAAGUACCUUGUGGCGUCCGGGUUCUGGUCUGUAUGUCGCCACCCAAACUACGUCUUCGAAAUUCUCACGGCCCUGUGCUGGGUUCUUCCAUCGGGGAACAAAAGCGUGGUGCCGUACCUUUACGUCAUCUUCCUCGUGGGUUGGUUCGUUUACCGAACGCACCGCUUCGAGAGGCUGUGCGCAAAGAAGUACGGAAAGUACUGGACAGAGUACUGCUCUUUAGUCAAGUAUAGAAUCAUACCUCGCGUAUUCUAA
Molecule: messenger RNA, 1263 nt
Organism: Dermacentor andersoni
Lineage: Eukaryota; Metazoa; Arthropoda; Arachnida; Ixodida; Ixodidae
Biological process (GO): cholesterol biosynthetic process; brassinosteroid biosynthetic process
Cellular component (GO): endoplasmic reticulum membrane
Molecular function (GO): 7-dehydrocholesterol reductase activity
Source: RefSeq, a predicted model, not a curated record